Myotis lucifugus (little brown bat) is the source of this 3311-nucleotide messenger RNA. RefSeq names its product DIS3 like 3'-5' exoribonuclease 2 (gene DIS3L2). Gene Ontology annotation, cellular component: exosome (RNase complex); P-body. Lineage: Eukaryota; Metazoa; Chordata; Mammalia; Chiroptera; Vespertilionidae. Gene Ontology annotation, molecular function: 3'-5'-RNA exonuclease activity; RNA binding. The record is from RefSeq and is a predicted model, not a curated record. Gene Ontology annotation, biological process: miRNA catabolic process.
CAACUGCGGGAUCCUGUGCGGCGCCGCCUCCCGGGAGCUACGCUCCUGGCACAUACUCUUUUACCUUCAGUUUCCAUGAUUUUGACUACUCCAGAUAUCUCAUAUAAGUGAAAAUGUACAAGGGGCUGCUGGUCAGCCUCGGCAAGGUGGUGCCCGUGUGAGGACCAAGGAACGCAAGUAGACGUGGCGGAACCCUCGAAAACGAAGAGGAAGGAAACAAAAGUAACUGCGCACUUGUAACAGCUGAGCUGCUCAAAGCAGGAAGAACUCUGAGCCUGAGCAGUGGAGGCCCCUCUGGAUCUGGAGAGAAGAGGCAACCUUGGAACCAGUAAUGAGUCAUCCUGACUGCAGGCUGAACCUGGGGACCCUCAGAGGUGUGUCCUCCGUGGUUGGCCCACAUGGUGUUGGUGCUUCGCCAAGUGACAAAAAGUCAAAGAACAAGUCCAUACGAGGGAAGAAAAAGAGCAUCUUUGAAAAUUACAUGUCUAAGGAGGAUGUUUCAGAAGGCUUGAAGAGAGGAACACUUAUCCAGGGUGUAUUGAGAAUUAAUCCAAAGAAGUUUCAUGAAGCCUUCAUUCCUUCCCCGGAUGGUGAUAGAGACAUUUUUAUUGAUGGGAUUGUUGCUCGUAAUAGAGCCUUGAAUGGGGAUCUGGUGGUCGUGAAGCUGCUUCCAGAGGAGCAGUGGAAGGUAAUUAAACCAGAGAGCAGUGACAAAGAAACAGAAGGUGCCUAUGAAUCAGAUCUCCCUGAGGAAAUCUGUGGAAGCCAUCUCCUGCAACAGUCCCUGAAAGGCCAUAAUGACAGUCCUGAUGUCAUUAUAGAGGCUCAGUUUGAAGACAGCGACUCAGAAGAUGGACAUGGCAACACACAACAUGUUCUGGUUGAUGGUGUUAAGAAACUCUCAGUUUGUGUUCAUGAAAAAGGUGAAGAGGAUGCUGGUGCACCAAGUACAAAAGAUGAGAGCACCUCCAUGGCACAGGACACAAGCGCUUUACCAGAGAGGUCACUGCAAAGAUCAGCAAAGGUGGUUUACAUCGUGGAGAAAAAGCAUUCCCGAGCAGCAACUGGCUUCCUCAAACUCCUGGCUGAUAAGAACAGUGAACUGUUCAGGAAAUAUGCCCUGUUUUCUCCCUCAGACCACCGAGUGCCCAGAAUAUACGUGCCUCUCAAGGACUGUCCCCAAGACUUUGUGACCCGGCCUAAAGAUUAUGCCAAUACACUGUUCAUUUGCCGCAUUGUGGACUGGAAGGAGGACAGCAAUUUUGCCUUGGGGCAGCUGGCUAAGAGUCUUGGGCAGGCUGGUGAAAUUGAGCCUGAAACAGAAGGAAUACUAACAGAGUAUGGUGUGGAUUUCUCUGAUUUCUCUUCAGAAGUUUUAGAAUGUCUUCCUCAAGACCUGCCCUGGACAAUACCACCAGAGGAAUUCAGCAAGAGAAGAGAUUUAAGAAAAGACUGUAUCUUCACCAUUGACCCAUCAACUGCCCGAGACCUUGAUGAUGCCCUCUCCUGCAAGCUACUUGCUGACGGCAACACCUAUGAAGUGGGAGUUCACAUCGCCGACGUCAGUUACUUUGUCCCUGAGGGCUCCGAAUUGGAUCAAGUGGCUGCUCAGAGAGCUACGAGUGUCUACUUGGUUCAGAAGGUGAUCCCCAUGCUUCCCAGGGCAUUGUGUGAGGAACUGUGCAGCCUCAAUCCCAUGACUGACAAACUGACCUUCUCUGUGAUCUGGACGCUGACUUCGGAGGGCAAGAUCCUUAGUGAGUGGUUUGGCCGGACCAUCAUCUGCUCCUGCACCAAACUGAGCUAUGAGCACGCACAGAGCAUGAUUGAGAGCCCGACUAAGACAAUCCCUGAGCAGGAGCUGCCCCCCAUCUCCCCUGAGCACACCAGCGAGGAGGUACACCAGGCUGUCUUGAAUCUCCACCGGAUUGCGAAGGAGUUACGCAAACAGCGGUUUUUGGACGGUGCACUGCGUUUGGAUCAGCUGAAGCUUGCUUUCACUCUGGACCAUGAGACUGGAUUGCCUCAAGGAUGUCACAUCUACGAGUACCGCGACAGCAACAAGCUCGUGGAGGAGUUCAUGCUCUUGGCCAACAUGGCAGUGGACAAAAUCUAUCGCGCCUUCCCUGAGAGGGCGCUGCUGCGCCGGCACCCUCCACCCCAAACCAAGAUGCUCAAUGACCUGGUGGAAUUCUGUGACCAGAUGGGGCUGCCCAUGGACUUCACCUCCUCUGGGGCCCUCAAUAAAAGUCUGACCGAAAUAUUUGGAGAUGACAAGUACUCACUGGCUCGGAAGGAGGUGCUCACCAGCAUGUGCUCCCGGCCCAUGCAGAUGGCGCUGACUUUCUGCUCGGGGAUGCUGCGGACCAGGAAAAUAUCGGGAGCUAAGCCCUCAACGGGGCCAUUCUACUCACACUUUACCUCGGCCAUCCGCCGCUUUGCAGAUGUCAUGGUGCACCGUCUCCUGGCCGCUACACUCGGCUACAGGGAGCUGCCAGAUGUGGAGCCCAGUGUCCUGCAGAAGCAGGCCGACCACUGCAAUGACCGCCGCAUGGCAUCGAAGCGCGUGCAUGAGCUCAGCACCAGCCUCUUUUUUGCCAUCCUGGUCAAGGAGAGUGGCCCCUUAGAGUCGGAAGCCAUGGUGCUGGGUGUCCUGAACCAAGCCUUCGACGUGCUGGUACUACGCUACGGGGUGCACAAGCGCAUCUACUGCAAUGCCCUGCCCCUGCGGUCCCACCACUUCCGGAGGGUCGGCAAGAAGCCGGUGCUGACACUUGUCUGGGAUCCUGAGGACACGGAGCCGGAGCCAGUGCAGCAGGUCAUCACCAUCUUCAGCCUGGUGGAGGUGGUGCUGCGGGCAGAGGCUGCCGCCCUCAAGUACAGCGCCAUCCUGAAGCGGCCGGGCACCGAGGACCUCUUGGGCCUGCAGGACAAGGAGGAGUGUGACAGUGACCAUGACCAUGAGCAGGAGGACUGAAGCCACACCCUGGCACCACCCCACCGGCCUACCCCACCCACUGGCUUUUAGGAAUAGGACCUUUUGACACCAAAGGGGAUUUUUAAUUUGGUUUUUAACAUCUCAGGGUUUUGUUUUUAUUUUUUCAUUCUAUUUUACUUUUGCAGCUCAGUUUUUAAAUGAACUGGAGGGGAGAGGGUGGGGCUGGAUGGGCCAGUGCUUAUCAGAGCCGAGUGGUACCGUCCUCCUGGGAGGCCAUCCCCCCUUCUGCCAGGCCACCCACUGCCUUCCCCUGCCCAGGAAACGGGGUUUUCAGCAAAUCAGUGUCAUGGAAUAAAAUCAGGUGUGAAGUGCA